Episyrphus balteatus (marmalade hoverfly) is the source of this 5144-nucleotide messenger RNA. RefSeq names its product disheveled-associated activator of morphogenesis 1 (gene DAAM). The record is from RefSeq and is a predicted model, not a curated record. Gene Ontology annotation, molecular function: actin binding; small GTPase binding. Bases 692 to 4573 code for a protein of 1293 amino acids. The transcript is spliced from 12 exons. Gene Ontology annotation, biological process: actin cytoskeleton organization; positive regulation of actin filament polymerization. NCBI's taxonomy places the organism in Eukaryota, Metazoa, Arthropoda, Insecta, Diptera, Syrphidae.
AUGUUCAUGUUGUUGCUGGUUUUAUGUUUUUUAUUUCUCUCAUUUGUUCUUUUAUUUUUUGCUUCACCAUCGUCUUGCAAACAAAAAAGAAAACCCAUGCACCUGUGUGCACACUUUGAGCUGCGAAGUAUCUUAAACACAAAUUGAAAGCAAUUCAUUCAGAGACGUCGAACGAAACGAACGUGUGCUUUUAAGCUGUCGCGGAAUAUAGCGCGUAGAUAAACUAACUUCUUGAUCGCAAACAAAAUGUGUUGUGUCUGUUCAGUGAGAAUGGUACUUGGCUCAUUUGGAAGCUUGAAGUGUGGUGUUUAAUGAUGAGAAAAACAUUUCCCUCAAACAAACAAACAAACAAAAAAGUCCUGAAUAUUACGUAUACGCCCGAGUGAUUAACUAAUUCAUGUUCUUGAACAUUCUCUUCUGUUAUUAUUAAAGUUAAAUUUUAAAAAACAAAACGUUCUUCUUCACAUGAUAAACAACAACUUUAAUAUUUUUGGACUCUUAUCUUUUUGCAAAAAGGUGUUUCGCUAUUAAGUUAUCGUGGCUUAAUAAUCCAUCCACAAAACUAGGGAUGAUCGACCGGGAACAUAGUUACUUUUUUUGUUUCUUCGUGCAUUAAAAUUUGUCAAAAUUCAUAUUUCAAUAAUUAUAUAAAAAAAGGGAGCAAACAAUUUAAAUAAAAUUGACUGCCAAAAUGUGUACGAAAAAUCAAAUCAAUAUCUUAAUGGAAAAAUUAAAUACGACUUUUCAAACCUGCCCUAUCAAUUGCACGGGCGACCCGGACACUAUUAGCACAGACAACGAAACACCUGCUCGAACAAGUCCUACUAAACGCCAAGCUCCACAGCCACCACCAUCCUUGCAAGGUCAUCAACAAGGAGCUACAGUUACAAACUCAAAUUUUAUAUCAGAACAUCAAGAUUCAAGUUCACGGACCCAAUCGGACUCAUCGUCGUUUUAUACGAAUCUAGACUUUUCUACGCUACGUUCGCGUUUGCAGGAUUUUAAUUGUCUUAAUAGUUUACAACGUUACAUACACACAGAUGGUCGGGAUAAUAAAACAAAAGACGAUAGCAUUAGCUCCAGAAAUAAUUACGCAAGUAAUAUCCUAGAGUACAAUUACGAACAGACCGAUCCAAACCAUCACAAAGAAACACCAUUGCAUAAGUUUUAUCGAGCACAACAGCAGAAAAAGAUGCCGGCGUUUCGAGGAAAACGCGGCUGGUGUGGCUGUUUUCAGGAUGACGAACCACCUGAAAUAUGUGUUGUUGAAGGUGCCUUUACACUUCAAACUCUAACACCAACGCAACCAAUGCCAUCAGUGGAUGAGCUGGAUACGAAAUUCGCUGAACUUGUUGAAGAACUCGAUCUUACAGCUCCAAAUAAGGAGGCAAUGUUGAGUCUACCGCCUCAAAAAAAAUGGCAAAUCUAUUGUUCACGAAAAAAUCCGCUCGAUACUGUGGACGGCAAUCCAACAGCUAUCACUGUCCCACCAACGGCAGAUCAUUACAUAGAACGUCUCAAGGAUAUCGUCAUUCAUAUUUCUCUAAACCCGGAGGACUCCCCGUGCCAUGAAUAUAGUUCAAGAAUUGAGCCGCAUACGGCAUUUUUGGACGCUCUCAAGACUGCUUUGCGUACAUCUGCGCACAGCUUUGUGUUGCGCUUUGUUGAAUUGCAAGGAUUACCAGCUUUAUUGAACCUCCUACAGAACUUGGAUAUUCGUGUGGCGAAUAGUUCGUUGCAUACUAGUCUCAUUGGAUGCAUUAAGGCUCUGAUGAAUAAUUCCACGGGUCGUGCACAUGUGUUAGCCCAUCCAACCAGUAUUGAUACAAUUGCGCGUUCCUUAGCGGCAGAUAAUAUUAAAACCAAAGUAGCAGCAUUGGAAAUUCUUGGAGCAGUAUGUUUGGUUCCCGGUGGUCACAAAAAAGUCUUAACAGCGAUGCUUAAUUUUCAAGAAUUUGCAGCAGAACGUACAAGAUUUCAAAGUAUUUUAAACGACUUGGACCGAUCUACGGGAGCUUACCGUGACGAUGUGAAUCUCAAAACUGCCAUUAUGUCAUUCAUCAAUGCCGUUCUCAACUAUGGGCCAGGACAAGAGAAUCUUGAAUUCAGAUUACAUUUACGAUAUGAAUUCUUGAUGUUGGGCAUUCAGCCAGUUAUUGAUAAAUUGAGAAAGCACGAAAACGAAACUUUGGAUAGGCAUUUGGACUUUUUUGAAAUGGUUCGAGCCGAAGAUGAAAAGGAAUUAGCAAGAAAAUUCAAUCAUGAACAUGUCGAUACUAAAAGUGCAACAACCAUGUUUGAUUUUUUAAGAAGAAAACUAAGUCAUUCACCAGCUUAUCCACAUUUGCUGUCCCUGCUGCAACAUUUUCUUUUACUGCCAUAUACCGGUCACUGUACUCAACAUUGGUUGAUGUUUGACCGAAUCGUUCAACAAAUUGUUUUACAAACUGAAGAACGACCAAGGAGUGAUAUCGAUCCUGAUGAUGUUAGCAAAGAAAAUUUCCAGUCACUCAUUCAAGACCCAGAUUGCUCACCUAUACAAAUAAAUGUAAAGGAAAUUGUUCAAUUGCUGGUAAAAGAAGAACAGCUAACAGCUGCAAGGAAACGCGCCGAUGAACUGGAAAGGGAAAAUUUUGAGGUUCAAUCACGCUUAGCAAAAAAGGAACAAGAACUCGACUUACGAAUGCAGGAGAAGGAAGAUCUAGAAACAAGUUUGGCCCGUAUGCGAGAGCGUUUGGAAAAAGAAAGCGCAAACCACUCGCAAGCGGUACAACGGGCUCAAAAUGCAGAAAUGAAGGCUGAAGACUUGCAACAUCGCCUAUUAAAUGAACAGCAGGAGAGAACAAGAUUGGAAAGACUCGUUACGGAAGGAAGUAUUCCAGACGAUCAGAAGGUUGCCGGGCUAACUGGAUGUAAUGGAGCUGUCUCACCACCGCCCCCACCAGCACCAAAGUUCAUACCACCUCCGCCACCACCAAUGGCUGCAGCGCCACCUCCACCACCAUGCCCAGGUGCCCCACCACCACCAAUGGUUACACAGGCUCCCCCAGUGCCAAAAAUUGAGGUUGCAAAGAAAAAUGUUCCGCAGCCGGCAAACCCAUUGAAAAGUUUCAAUUGGUCAAAGCUUCCUGAUGCCAAAGUACAAGGUACCGUGUGGAGUGAACUUGAUGAAUCUAAAUGGUAUACCAAUAUGGAGCUAGAUUGCAUAGAUAAGUUGUUCUCUGCAUAUCAGAAAAAUGGUGUAACAAAUGAUGGUUCUAUUGAAGAUCUAAGAAUGAUGGGAAAAACCAGGACGAAAAUUCUUUCUGUGAUUGAUGGACGACGUGCACAAAACUGCACGAUAUUGCUUUCCAAACUCAAAAUGACUGAUGAAGAAAUUUCAAAGGCGAUUCUUUCGAUGGACUGCAGUGAACAGUUGCCAAUCGAUAUGGUUGAACAACUUUUGAAAUUCACUCCAUCGGCUGAGGAACGCGCACUGCUAGAUGAGCAUAGUGAGGAUAUUGAAUCAUUAGCAAGAGCCGAUCGAUUCCUUUACGAAAUUUCAAAGAUUCCACACUAUGAGCAGCGACUUAAGAGUCUCCACUACAAGAAGCGUUUUAUGAUCACCGUAAAUGAUUUAAUACCCCGGAUAACAAGUGUUAUGGAAGCAUCGCGAGAAGUGGCGCGAUCAAGACGUCUCCGUAAACUGCUCGAAUUAGUUCUAGCAUUAGGCAACUAUAUGAAUCGUGGCGCUCGUGGAAAUGCUUCAGGAUUCCGCUUAGCAUCUCUAAAUCGAUUAGCUGACACCAAAUCAAGUGCUGCCAAAGGAACCACUCUCCUUCACUAUCUUGUGCAGGUUAUUGAUAAGAAAUUCAGAGAUCUUCUCAAAUUGGAAGAAGACAUCCCACAUGUUCGAGUAGCUUGUAAAGUCUCCCUUGGCGAAAUGGAUAAAGAUAUCCAAAUGCUGCGAACAGGUCUAACUGAAGUUUCUCGAGAAAUCGAAUUUCAUCGCAGUUCAGGUCCCGCUCAACAAGGUGACCGUUUCUUACCAGUGAUGCGAGAAUUCCAUGCGCAAGCUUCAGUACGAUUUGCCGAGCUAGAAGAUCAAUUCCAGGACAUGAAGACCCGGUUCGAUCGCGCCGUAAGACUGUUCGGCGAAGAUGGCUCUGUUGUGCAGCCCGACGAGUUCUUCGGAAUAUUCGAUGCUUUUCUAACGGCUUUCUCUGAAGCCCGCCAAGAUAAUGAAAAUUAUCGCAAACGCCAAGAAGAAGAAGAAAAACGUGCUAAGCAAGAAGCUGAGCUAAAAAAGAGAACCAUAGAACGCAAAAAUAAAGAAGGGCUAAUGAGUUCGGUAGCAAGGAAUCUAGGUUUUAAGUCAAGCUCAAACGGGAAAGACGCCUCACCGGUAAAAGGUGACAACAAGGGAGAGUUUGAUGACUUAAUCUCAGCCUUGCGAACUGGAGAUGUAUUCGGAGAAGAUAUGGCCAAAUUUAAAAGAUCUCGCAAGACACGUUUGGGAAAUGGCAGUACUUCACCACCGAGACACAGUCUACACCGAGAAGAGAGUCGCGAGAGAACUGUACGUCGACAGUAACGAAUCUUAGAUUGUUAGAUUAUUAGAUAAAUAAGUUCGUCUUAAUACAUUUAUACUUCGUGUGUAGUAUUUUGUACUCUUGAUAUAGAUUUACACUUAAACGUCAUUGGAACGUUGAAUUAUUUAUUAUUGAUGAUGGAGUUGUUUUUAUAUAUGUGCGAACACCAAAAUGGACUUGGUCCUAAAAUAACAGCUGUUAUUGUUAUUUCAUAAAAAAAAAGAAUUAAAUUGAUAAAUCCUUGAACCUACACGAAUUUUCUAAAUUAUUUGAUGUAUAUACUUCGGUUUAUGAACAGCUUAUUUAAAUCUUUGUAUAAUUUACUUACGUAGUUUUAAUAAUAUGAAUAAUUAUUGUACCUUCAAAAAGAAUAUUAUAUUACUUAUUAAAUCCUUGUUGAAAAUAUUAGUCUUUUCAAAUUUUUGAAAAGAGAGAUUUUAAUCGAACGGAAACAGAAUCCCAUUUUUGUUUUACUUAUUUAAAAUUCUUUGAUAAGUAAACAAAAAAAUUUUAAAAUUAAAAGAACCAAGAAUUAUUGCAAUACAAUUUUAUUAGAAUGGAAUUAUGUAUUAU